This is a messenger RNA of Athalia rosae (coleseed sawfly), 2483 nucleotides long. RefSeq names its product putative protein tag-52. Gene Ontology annotation, cellular component: cytoplasm. The record is from RefSeq and is a predicted model, not a curated record. Gene Ontology annotation, biological process: intracellular signal transduction. NCBI's taxonomy places the organism in Eukaryota, Metazoa, Arthropoda, Insecta, Hymenoptera, Athaliidae. Gene Ontology annotation, molecular function: guanyl-nucleotide exchange factor activity. Bases 566 to 2320 code for a protein of 584 amino acids. The transcript is spliced from 8 exons.
UAACGAACUUUAACCAGUUUCAUUCAUUGGUCGACGGUUUUGACAUUCCGGAUGAUUCUGCGCUCAACCUUGGUUUAACAUUUUACUCAGCUUUAGUUUAACGUCGCUAGUUGUCGUUAAAGAUCAAGUGCCUACAGUUUGUUUAUAAAAUAUUCAUGAGCCACAAAAAGUUAAUGAUUUCUUUCGUUUUUUGCAACAACUGUGAUCAGUUUGAAUGUUAAUUGUGACCGGUUUCGCAUAUAAAACACGAAAAUUUAUUCUUCCUCUUUCGAUAGAUAGCCUGAAACUUAUUUUCUUCCCUUCAAAUUCUCGCCGAACCAGGGAGUGAUUCGCCGGUUGCUUCUGGCAGUUUGACAAGUGUCAGUUGAGGUGUAGCUAUAUUGUAAUAAUUUACCAACCAGAACGUUCAUCCAGAAUCAAAUAAAUAAAUAAACAAAUUUGAGCCAGUCCUUGCGUGGUAUUAGUUUUAUUUGUGUAUGUAAACACUUCUCAAUAAUUGUUCUGCAUGAGUGCUUAAUGUUCUUAGACGAUUUCAGCAAAUAUUCACAAAAUCUAAACAGUGACAAUGAAUUCACCACGAACACCUCAGAAGACGUUGAGUGCCGAGCUCAGAAGCAUAAUAAAUGACAGGAACAUUUUGACAACGAGGACAAGAAUGAAAGUCUUGAGCGCAUUAGAUGACAUAAACAAAGAGAGUACGCUUGAGAGGGAAAAGAAUCUGAGAGCGCAAGCUGUUCAGGAAAUUCUUAUGUCUGAAGUAACUUAUUUGCACCAGCUCGAGUUGAUCAUGCAGUUUUUUAUGGAACCAAUGAUUGAAAGAAAAAUAAUGAAUCAUGCAUCGUACUCAACAUUAUUCGGAAACAUUGAAACAAUAUAUAACGUUAACGGAGAAUUACUCAAAGAAUUGAAACAAGACCCAGAAAAUGUUGCUAAGGCGUUUUAUAAGCUUGCACCCUUCUUUAAAUUAUAUUCCGUUUAUGCUUAUGACUAUAAACAGGCAUUGAUGCUGCUGCAGGGUACUCAAAAAAGUGAUCAAGAGAUGAGAGAGUUCAUAAUGAGACAAGAGACACGACCAGAGGUUGGCAGGAAGUUAUCAUCCCUGUUGAUUGCUCCAAUACAAAGAAUACCCAGGUACAGACUUCUCCUGAAGGAAGUCCUGCAGCAUACAUCACCCAAAGACGUGGAUUAUAGGAUAUUACAAGCAUCUCUGACCGAGGUUGAAAAGGCUGCUGUACACAUUAACGCCUUAGUCGCUGAGCACGAAGAUAUGCAAAAGUUGUUGGAGUUACAGAGGCAUAUACAUGGAUCAAUCAAUCUGGUGAAACCAGGCAGAAAAUUAAUCAGGCAGGGAACACUGAUGCGUGUUUCCCGAGGUGGUAGUGCUUCCUAUCGCCGACAUUUUGUGCUACUGAGCGAUACUUUAUUAUAUUGUAAAGGAGAUCCUGACAGUUCAUUGACAAUAUGUUGCUUAUUACCAUUGAACAAAUGCUCCAUACAGAGAGUUCUCAGUGGUGGGCUAUUCAGAGUCACGUGUCUACAAGAAAGUUUACUACUAUAUUCAGAGAGUGGAGACAGUGAAGAGUGGAUUCAAUCGCUGCAGGAAGCUGUGAAAAAGUACAUCGAGUGUCGGCAGACCCUGAGAAAAGACAGUAGCUCAAGGAGACCCCUUAGAAAAAAUAAGGUCAAUGAAUUUUCUUCGGAAAACAUAACUGCUGGUAAACGAUUCAAGAGAAAACGGUCUCCGGCUGAAACAACUGAAUUGGAGGAUCCCAACGUCUCGGCAAUAAUAUAUGUGAAUCGUGACCGAGAGGGCGAGGGGAAUGAUAACGAUGAAGUGGACUGCUUUUCUAUGAAAAGGUUCAAGAGACAGAGAACUGAUAAUACUGGAAACAAAGAAAACAAGAGGAUUUCUUGGAUGGAAAAACUUAUCUUCAAACAGCCCCGUGAGGACGAUGUGGACAAAAAAUCUCAUUCUUAUUUAGAUUCUCUCUAUCCAUUGCGACAUGGCACUUCCGAUGAUGUAGAUGAUCUGCAAAGACCAAUUCAGAACCCACCUGCCUCAGUAGUUCCAUGCCGUAGGGCAUCGAAAGCGGAUAAAAGUAGAAAUGAAUUAAAGAGAUCAAUGAAAACUGAUUUGGAUUUGAUUGAGGAAGUUUUCGAGCCACCUCAGCCCUUGACGGGGAGACUGGAGUUUUGCAACAACAAUGCUGACCGUCAUCAGUCUGACUCACAACAACGUGAAUGGCCUUCCGUGAGAAGUGUUUCUCAAUUCAUUUAUGGGCUUGGUUCAUCUUUGAGAGAUUUGUUCAAAGCAAAGUAGAAAGAAUUGUACAUAUAAUUACACACAGCCAUAAGAGUGCUGAUGUUUUGGAAACAUCCAAUACGGAUGACGUCCGUAAGAGUAAUUUGUAUUAUGAUUAUUUAAUUAAUAAUGAACAGUGUACUUGUGAAAAGUAAAACAGUGUCAAUUAAUGUGUGAUAUA